CUCCAAUGCGACGGGAGAGAUAAGACCGGAGCAGACUGCACGGAAAGUGUGCUCACUGACGAAGUUUGGUUUCAACGAAAAGUUCUUCUUCUUUUCUAGUUGUUCACAUGACACGUGGGUAUAAGGAGUGCGUGGUAACACAGUAGAUUUGGACAAGACCUGAAACAAGUAGCCUCGUUAAAAAAAGCGAGCGCGUCUGCUUGCCAAACACUUGUGGCUUUUUGGCUUGCAAUUGGGAAGCGGUGUGUAUACCAACAACCCAUGGAGCAGGAAACCUUGGAAACCUUGGAGAUUAUUGAGAGAGGAGAGAGGUCUGUCAGCAGGGGUACUGAGGCCACGCCCCCAUAUGGCUAUCAGCUAGACCUGGACUUCCUGAAGUAUGUGGACGACAUACAGCGUGGCAACACCCUCAAGAGGCUGAACAUCCAGAGGAAAUCCAGGCCUGUCCGGCCGACGGUGGAGCCCGUGCCCAGGGGAGGUUGCUCUGGUGGGGGCAGUGGGUACAGUGGGCAGGGCCAGGCUGAAUGGACCUCCACAGGCUCCCUACCCUCCUCCAGUGAAGAGGCACAGCAGAGUCCCCUCUUCUACCCCUCCCCCAAGCCUCACCCUCCCCCCACCCUGAUUUACCACGCCCAUGCCCCUCUCCCUUCCUGUGAGCCUCCCCUUCCUCCCCUACCCCCUGAGGGCUACCUGAGCGUCCCCGCCGAAGGCCCUCAACGGCCCCUUCUCCCGCCCUCCUCUCCGUGGGAACCUCCCCUCCUCAACCCCCAGGUUGAGAAGACCCUGAUGGAGACGAGGAGGAGGUUAGAACAGGAGCGCCACCUCAUGCAGCCCCCCUCCCCCUCCGAACCCCCUGGCCCUGCUCCUCGCCACCGCCUGGCCUCCUUCGGAGGGAUGGGGGGGUCCAGCACCUCCCUGUUCUCCCCCCUGCUUCCCAACGGGGGUGGAGGUAGUGGAGAGUACAACCCCUACUACACUUCCAUGGGUUCCUCUAUGCACCACAGCCCCAUGUCCUCGGGCAUGACCACGCCGGCCACCAACGUGUCUCCGCUCCACCUGCAGCACAUCCGGGAGCAGAUGGUGGUGGCCCUGCGGAGGCUGAAGGAGCUAGAGGAGAAGGUGAAGACCAUACCUAUCCUGCAGGUGAAGAUAGCCGUGCUGCAGGAGGAGAAGAGACAGAUGACCUGUCAGAAGAACCAGAGGCUGGGGGUGGGGGGCAUAGUGGGGGGGUUCAGGAAGAGGUCCUAUAGCGUGGGCAGUGCUGACCAGUUGGCCGACCAGCUGGACCCCCAGACACAUACCCUACAGACCCAGGAUCUGCACAUCAUGGAGCCAGAGGGCCAGGAGUGUCAGGGCCAUAGUCAGAGUACCAAGGGGAUGGAGGAGUUCAGGAGGCUGGCUGCAGAGGUCCAAGCCCUGGGGGCAAACAGCCAGGAUCAAGGGUCUCACCAGGCCAGGGAGACCCAGACCUCCCUCCCUCUCACCCACAAUAACAACAACCAGCUCACCUCCACGGCGGUCGGCCCAGAUGAGAACAUGAACGACGCCACGGUGGUCGCCCAGAGGAAGUCGCCGGUGAUGACGAUGGUACAACAACGACGCUUCUACUGUGACAUCGGAAUGGCGACGGAGCAGCGUGAGACUCGCAGUGCUGGGACGGGCGUGACGGAAGCCAUGUUGGGCGUGACCAGCGAGGUGGAGGCAGAGCUAGACUUGCAGCAGCAGACCAUCGAGGCCCUGAAGGAGAAGAUCUACCGGCUAGAGGUGGACCUGAGAGAGACCACCCACAUGAUGGAGAUGUCCAAGCUGAAGCUAGAGCUGCAGGCCGCUGGCGGAGCCAAUAAGAAGAGGGCUGAUAAAGGCUGCCAGGUACGGCCAGACACCUACAGCAUGGCCUGCCAGGCGCGGCCAGACACCCAGAGCACUGGCUCAGAGACCUGGAGAGUCCAGACACACAGCCAGGGAGUGGGGAACCAUCUAGAGACCAGCCAUGCCUCCACAGGGGAGACCCUCCACACUGUAGGGGUAGGGGUGUCCUGUCAACCCAGCCUGAGACACACUGCUUCGGGUCCUGACCUGCCCAUGGAGAGGUGGCUAGUGCAGGAGAGGGUAGAGGUGCAGGACCAGUGUGUGGGGAGGCAGUUGGAGGUGUGUGACCAGGGGGUGGGGGUGGAGGUGGGGCUGUGUGACCAGGGAGUGAACACUGAUGAGGAAGUAGACAGUCUACAGCUGUGUCAGGCCCAGGAGACCGAGGCCAAGGAGAGGGAGAGCAGGUCGGUGGGCAUUGGGGAGUGUUCUAGAGACGUCACCGUCUCUCCCAUCAGACAGCUGGUUACCACGGGGACUAACCCUGUCCUGGGCACCACCACGGACUCUGCUGUCAUGGUAACCCCAGACACAGCCUCCCAACAUACCAGCACCCUACUGGAGACCGCUAGCCAACACACCAACACAGAGACGGUGGUGCUAGCUGAUGGCUGUACCAACACCCCCCUGCUCCACACAGCCUCCCAACACACCAGCACGCUAACCAAUCACACAAGGACUGUCGCUGUGGGCGAGGGGCUGAUCAAAGACCCACAGACCAAAACCAGGUCUGUUGCCGUGGGAAACACAGCGGAGCGAGACGGCGGUACGGAGGAGGCAUGGUCGGCCCAGACCAAAGAGGUGGGCGUCGGCCUGAUCGGCAUCCACACUAACUUCCUGGUCGGCCUGAAGACCCGGAACAUUGCAUGUGGCCCCUCCCACCUGGACGGAACCGCUGUUACCCAGGAGACCAUUGCAGUGACGACUGUUGUACCACCCCAGGCCCAGGCCAUACCACCGCCCCAGCAGGUGGAGGGGGGUGCAGGACUAGACCACUACAUAGAGAGGCUUCAGAAGCUACUUCAGGAACAACAGAUGCUGUUGACUGAGAACUACAGUGAGCUAGCGGAUGCUUUCGGACAGCCCUGCUCUUCUCAGUUCACCCACUUUGGUUCUAUCAACAGCCAGCUGGUCAACACUCUGACUUCUAUCAGCUCUGUCAUGAAGUGUGGCAGUGCUGAGGAUCUGAGAACACAGCGAGAUAGCAGCAGCACCACUACAGAUCGGGGUCAGCUACAGGUGUCCAGUGAAGUCAUCCAGAGUUCAGAGGUUAGCCAGACGGAGGUAGUGUCACAUGACCCCAGGUCCCCGCCCAGCCCGGCCACGCUGAAGCACCGCAUGGACCAGCAGAUGUCCAGCGCCUUGAACGGUCGUAAGAGCGCUCUGAAGUCCAUCAUGAAGAAGAAAGAUGCCCGCCAGGGUUCUUUGGGAACCAAGAAGAACCUACAGUUUGUAGGAGUCAAUGGAGGGUACGAGACAACGUCGAGUGAUGAAUCAGAGGACAGCAGCUCCUCUGAUACAGAAGAAGAGGAGGAGGAGGAAGAAGAGGAGGAAGAGGAGGAGGAGGGGAAUGUGUUCGGAGGAGAAGAGGAAGCUGAAGAGAGGAACACAGAGGAAUUCCAGAACGAGGGAGCAGUGGAAGCGGGAAGGAGUGAAGAGGAGGGAGGAGGAGACAAGCUAGAGAUGAGAGAGAGGUUUGAGUUGAGUGAGAAGAUGUUGGCUGCAUGUAACGUGUUGAAGAACCACCUGAAUGAUGGCAAGGCCUUAACCAGUAAAGAUGUGAGAGCCUGUGUGAACACAGUUCAGAGCGAGUGGUUCUGGGUGUCCAGUCAGAAGACUGUGGUGCCCGGCAUAGUGGAGGACUAUUUAACAGCGUUCCGGGACAUCUCGCCGGCCAUGCUGCGUCACAUUGUCAACAUGGCGGACGGUAGGAACACAGCGCUCCACUACAGCGUGUCACACUCCAACUUCCACAUCGUCAAGACGCUGCUCAACGCAAAUGUGUGUAACGUGAACCAGCAGAAUAAGGCUGGCUAUACUCCCAUCAUGCUGUCUGUGCUGGCGGCUGUGGAGGCUCCUAAAGACAUGGCCAUCGUAGAGUACCUCUUCAGCAAGGGAGACGUCAACGCUAAGGCCAGCCAGGCUGGCCAGACAGGGCUGAUGCUGGCGGUCAGUCAUGGCAGAAUGGACAUGGUUCGGGCGCUGCUGGCCCAGGGGGCAGAGGUCAAUGUCCAGGAUGAUGAGGGUUCUACAGCCCUGAUGUGUGCCAGCGAACAUGGCCACGCUGAGAUAGUCAAACUACUGUUGGCCCAGCCGGGCUGCGACGCCACUCUCAGCGAUAGUGAUGAGAGCAAUGCCCUGUCUAUCGCUCUGGAAGCGGGUCACAAGGACAUAGCAGUGUUGUUGUACGCCCAUGUAAACUUCUCUAAGGCCCAGUCACCGGGAACCCCUCGUCUGAGCAGGAAGAUGUCCCCCAGUCCCACCAGGAGGGGCAUGUUUGACUAGCGCCACCGCCCAUUGGUCAAGUCUCAUGACACCAACCAACCAACCGCUGAGGAUUUCAACCCCCAGGGACAGACUUUGGCCCCACCCCUGACAACCUGAUUGGACCAUGUGGGAUUAUUGACAAUGCAGUUCAACCAGAAAGGUUCUAUGGGUUUAUUGACCAAUGCGGUCCAACCAGAAAGGUUCCCUGGGUUUAUUGCCCAUGUGGUCCAACCAGAAAUGUUCCAGCGUUUAUUGACCAUGUGGUCCAACCAGAAAGGUUCCAGGGUUUAUUGACCAUGCGGUCCAACCAGAAAGGUUCCCUGGGUUUAUUGACCAUGCGGUCCAACCAGAAAGGUUCCCUGGGUUUAAAGACCAUGCGGUCCAACCAGAAAGGUUCCCUGGGUUUAAAGACCAUACGGUACAACCAGAAAGGUUCCCUGGGUUUAAAGACCAUGCGGUCCAACCAGAAAGGUUCCCUGGGUUUAUUGACCAUGAUGAAAGAUGAAACAUAUUGGUCAGUCUUGUAGCAAGAUGAGCUGGUAUUUGUCAGUCUUGUAAUAAGAUGAGCUGGUAUUUGUCAGUCUUGUAAUAAGAUGAGCUGGUAUUGGUCAGUCUUGUAGUAAGAUGAGCUGGUAUUGGUCAGUCUUGUAGUAAGAUGAGCUGGUAUUGGUCAGUCUUGUAAUAAGAUGAGCUGGUAUUGGUCAAUCUUGUAGUAAGAUGAGCUGGUAUUGGUCAGUCUUGUAAUAAGAUGAGCUGGUAUUGGUCAGUCUUCUACAUGAACAUCCCAAAGUGCCCUUGUUAAACCACCACCAGCAUUCUGUCUGCUCUGAGUGGAUAGAGAGGAGGAAAGCGAGAA
Oncorhynchus masou masou (cherry salmon) is the source of this 5209-nucleotide messenger RNA. RefSeq names its product KN motif and ankyrin repeat domains 1a (gene kank1a). NCBI's taxonomy places the organism in Eukaryota, Metazoa, Chordata, Actinopteri, Salmoniformes, Salmonidae. The record is from RefSeq and is a predicted model, not a curated record. Gene Ontology annotation, biological process: negative regulation of actin filament polymerization. Gene Ontology annotation, cellular component: cytoplasm; cytoskeleton. Gene Ontology annotation, molecular function: protein binding.